This is a messenger RNA of Humulus lupulus (European hop), 1190 nucleotides long. Its product is annotated as histidine-containing phosphotransfer protein 1-like. The transcript has 6 exons. Gene Ontology annotation, cellular component: cytoplasm; nucleus. The coding region runs from base 386 to 844 and encodes 152 amino acids. The record is from RefSeq and is a predicted model, not a curated record. Gene Ontology annotation, biological process: phosphorelay signal transduction system; phosphorylation; cytokinin-activated signaling pathway. Lineage: Eukaryota; Viridiplantae; Streptophyta; Magnoliopsida; Rosales; Cannabaceae. Gene Ontology annotation, molecular function: histidine phosphotransfer kinase activity; protein histidine kinase binding.
UCUAUCAGGAGAUCACAAAAACCACUUAAAUAUUUUUUAUAAAAGUAAUCAUUUAUAGUAUAUAUAAAAGAAAAAAGAGAAAAAAGUAGAAUUAUUGGGUAAUUAUUAAAAUUUGGAACCAAAUUGAGUAAAGGCUUGAAUUACCAGUCCGGCAUACCAACACGUUCUUGGCAACUCACUUACUGAGUUUUCCAUCCAUACCAAACCAUUAAAUUUCUUCCUUCAAAUAGCCAAAAAACCCUUUUCAGGUUUCUCCGUGUUUCUUCCAUUUCCCUCUCUUACCAUCGUUUUUAAGAUCGGCCCACUUUCACAAAUCGUCUCAUCUCAUCUGGGUUCUUAUCAUUUUUUUUUUAUAUAGAGCUUGAAGUAACAGAGGAAGGGGACCAUGGAUGCUAUUUCUCAGUGGCAAAAACAAUGGUUCGAUUACAUCCACUACCUCCGUCAAGAGGGAUUCUUGGACGAUCAGUUUGUGCAGCUAAAGAAACUGCAGGAUGAGAACUCCCCUGAUUUUGUUGUUGAGGUUGUUUCUCUCUUCUUUGAGGACUCUCAGAAACUCCUCACCAACAUGGCUAAGGCUUUUGAACAAAAAGUGGUGGACUUCAAACAGGUAGAUGCCUACGUUCAUCAGUUCAAGGGCAGUAGUGCAAGUAUUGGAGCAAUGAGACUAAAGAAUGUAUGCGUUAACUUCAGAAAUUACUGUGAGGCUCAGAACGUAGAAGGUUGUUUGAGAUGUUUGCAGCAUGUACAACAAGAAUGCUCUGUGUUGAAGAACAAGCUUGAGAAAUUGUUCAUGCUGGAGCAACAGAUAGUGGCAGCUGGUGGAACAAUUCCUGUUCUAGAAUAGAUAAACUCUACUGGGUGUGACUUGUCUGCUUGAGAAAACGCCAAGAAACUCUGAUUUAAGUGUGUAGUUUUUAAGAUGCAUCCUUCUUGCUCAUACAGAAGCUCCACAGGAUUUUGUCCAAGACCUUGUUUGAGAGACCAGCUUUUUUAGCGUAAAUUAUCAGUUUAUACCGUAUAGAGUCAGUCUGAGUCAGUCAAUAGUAGUUUGGUAGUAGUCUAUAAUUGUGUGAUCAUACUAUAUAUUUAUAUAUGUGACCUUGGUAUGCAAUGGUGUUUGGUAUUCCUCUAUUUUGUAAGACACAUCAAGUUGUGUAACUUCUUUAUGAGAUGAAAUCUUCUUUGGUUAA